AUGUCUUGGGACUUAGAUUAUGUUAGUAACAUAUGGGGUGUUACAGAAGCAAAUUAUCUGGAUCAUCAGUUGACAGGUUUCCUAGCCCAAGGGCAAGGGAACCACAAUCAAAACUACUAUAAUAGAUAUAGAGACCAUAGUAAGGAGAGAGAUAGUUACUGGAGAAAGAAGGAUGACUAUAGGGAGAAGGGAGAUCGGUACAUUCCACCCGACAGAAGAGAUGCAACAUCAAGAAUGGAAGAGAUGCUGACUAAGCUGGAGUGGUAUCACUACAAGGAUCCCCCACUACCUUCUGUGGAAGCACCAAGGCAUGACAAGGCUUCUAUUAAUGAGACACAUAUUAUGGGGUCAGAAAAGGCAAUAGGUGGUGAUGAUGUAGUUGCAAGGAAAGAGGUGUUGGAGCAGAUGCCUGGAUAUGUCAGAUCUUUAUGUGACUUAGGAUCCAACAUAAAUUUGAUCCCGUUGGCUACAUUCAAGCAAUUGGGUUUGAACCCUCCUGAAUUAACUUCAAUGCAGUUGUUGAUGGCUGGCUACACAGUGAAGAAACUUGUGGGUAUUUUCUUUGAUGUGAUUGUGAGAGUUGAUAACUUUAUCUUUCCAGCUGACUUUGUCAUUAUGUACUGUGAGAUUGACACUGCGAUGCCCAUCAUAUUGGGUAGACCAUUUAUGGCCAUUGGUAGAGUGAUGGUUGACAUAGAGAAAGGAGAGCUGAAAUUUAGAGUCAACGGUGCGGAGGCCACAUUUAAUAUCCAAAAAUCAAUGAAGCAGCUAACUAAAAUGAUGGUGGUGUUACUGAUUGAUUGUUUUUAG
Messenger RNA from Capsicum annuum, 810 nucleotides. RefSeq lists its product as uncharacterized. The record is from RefSeq and is a predicted model, not a curated record. The transcript has 5 exons. Lineage: Eukaryota; Viridiplantae; Streptophyta; Magnoliopsida; Solanales; Solanaceae. The coding region runs from base 1 to 810 and encodes 269 amino acids.